Molecule: messenger RNA, 3151 nt
Organism: Dermochelys coriacea (leatherback sea turtle)
Lineage: Eukaryota; Metazoa; Chordata; Testudines; Dermochelyidae
Gene: GRK2
Product: G protein-coupled receptor kinase 2
Exons: 21
Coding region: 465-2534 (689 amino acids)
Biological process (GO): protein phosphorylation; regulation of the force of heart contraction; G protein-coupled receptor signaling pathway
Molecular function (GO): ATP binding; G protein-coupled receptor kinase activity; G protein-coupled receptor binding
Source: RefSeq, a predicted model, not a curated record
CCCCUCUCCUGGUCCCCCCCCCCCCCCGGCUAGCCCUGCCCGCUGCUCGCCCAGACUCACGCACCGACAGCCCAGCUCAGGAAACAGAAGCAGUUGUCAAGGGGGGGAGACAAGCGAGCCCGUAGCCGCAUCCCCAGCAAGGCAGGCCCGCCUCUCCUGCAAAGACGCGCGGCGCCUCGGAGAGGAAGGGGAGCCGCUCGCAGAGGAGGGGAAGCUGAUCAGAAAUAAGGAAGAAGUGGAAGGGGCCGUCGCUGCAAGGCAUCAUGUGGAUCUGUUGGUGAAAGGGGUGGGGGAACAACACCCCCCCCCCUCUUCUUUCCCACCCCAGCCCCUCCGGCAUUUAGAGGGGGCUCGGUCGGCAGCUUUGGCCGGAGAGUGCAAAAAUUAAUAAUCUCUUAAGGUAUUUUAAAAAAAAAAAAAGAAAGGAAGGAAGGAAAGGAGAAGAGAGAAGAUUGCCUGGCAAGAUGGCCGACCUGGAAGCGGUGCUAGCGGAUGUGAGCUACUUGAUGGCUAUGGAGAAAAGCAAAUCCACCCCUGCAGCCCGGGCCAGCAAGAAGAUCCUGUUACCUGAGCCCAGCAUCCGCAGCGUCAUGCAGAAAUACCUGGAGGACCGGGGCGAAGUGACCUUUAACAAGAUCUUUUCUCAGAAGAUUGGGUACCUGCUGUUCCGGGAUUUCUGCCUGAAUCAGGUGGAGGAGGCGAAGCCGCUGGUGGAGUUCUAUGAAGAGAUUAAGAAAUAUGAGAAGCUGGACUCGGAGGAGGAUCGAGCUGCCAAGAGCCGCCAGAUUUUCGACCAGUACAUCAUGAAGGAGCUGCUGUCCUGCUCCCAUCCCUUCUCCAAGAGCGCCACAGAGCACGUACAGAGCCGGCUCAGCAAGAAGCAGGUGCCACCAGACCUAUUCCAGCCAUACAUUGAGGAGAUCUGCCAGAACCUGCAUGGAGCCAUCUUCCAGAAAUUCAUCGAGAGCGACAAAUUCACCCGCUUCUGCCAGUGGAAGAACGUGGAGCUAAACAUCCAUCUGACCAUGAACGACUUCAGCGUGCACCGGAUCAUUGGCCGCGGCGGCUUCGGAGAGGUGUAUGGUUGCCGGAAAGCGGACACGGGCAAAAUGUAUGCCAUGAAAUGUCUGGACAAGAAGCGCAUUAAGAUGAAGCAGGGGGAGACGCUGGCCCUAAAUGAGCGCAUCAUGCUGUCUCUCGUCAGCACCGGGGACUGCCCCUUCAUUGUGUGUAUGUCCUACGCCUUCCAUACACCUGACAAACUCAGCUUCAUCCUGGACCUGAUGAACGGGGGCGACUUGCAUUACCACCUCUCUCAGCACGGGGUCUUUUCCGAGGCUGAGAUGCGCUUCUACGCUGCCGAGAUCAUCCUGGGCCUGGAGCACAUGCACAACCGCUUUGUGGUGUACCGGGACCUCAAGCCAGCAAAUAUCCUGCUGGACGAGUUCGGUCACGUCAGGAUCUCGGACCUGGGACUGGCCUGUGAUUUCUCAAAGAAGAAGCCUCAUGCCAGUGUUGGCACGCAUGGGUACAUGGCGCCGGAGGUGCUGCAGAAGGGUGUGGCUUAUGACAGCAGCGCAGACUGGUUCUCCCUGGGCUGUAUGCUCUUCAAGUUGCUGAGGGGGCACAGCCCCUUCCGGCAGCACAAGACCAAGGACAAGCACGAGAUCGACCGCAUGACCCUGACCAUGCCUGUAGAGUUGCCCGACUCCUUCUCGCCUCAACUGUGCUCCCUGCUGGAAGGGCUGCUCCAGAGAGACGUCAACCGGAGGCUGGGCUGCAUGGGGCAUGGGGCACAAGAGGUGAAGGAGGAUCCCUUCUUCCAGAGCCUGGAUUGGCAGAUGGUUUUCCUGCAGAAGUACCCACCGCCCCUGAUCCCGCCACGUGGGGAGGUGAACGCGGCUGACGCCUUCGACAUCGGAUCUUUCGAUGAAGAGGACACAAAAGGGAUCAAGCUGUUGGAUAGCGACCAGGAGCUGUACCGCAACUUCCCGCUUACCAUCUCGGAGCGCUGGCAGCAGGAGGUGACGGAGACCGUCUUCGACGCUGUCAAUGCUGAGACUGACAAGCUGGAGGCCCGCAAGAAGGCCAAGAACAAGCAGCUGGGCCACGAGGAGGACUACGCCCUGGGCAAGGACUGCAUCAUGCACGGCUACAUGUCUAAGAUGGGCAACCCCUUCCUGACACCAUGGCAACGGCGAUACUUCUACCUGUUCCCCAACCGGCUGGAGUGGCGAGGGGAGGGCGAGUCCCCGCAAUCCCUGCUCACCAUGGAGGAGAUCCAAUCCGUGGAGGACACUCAGAUCAAGGAGCGCAAAUGCAUCCUCCUCAAGACUCGGGAGCACAGGCAGCUCAUCCUGCAGUGUGAUAGCGACCCUGAGCUGGUGCAGUGGAAGAAGGAGCUGCGCGACGCCUACCACGAGGCCCAGCAGCUGCUGCAGCGGGUGCCCAAGAUGAAGAACAAGCCGCGCUCGCCCAUCGUGGAGCUCAGCAAGGUGCCGCUGCUGCAGCGCUCCAGUGCCAAUGGCCUCUGACCCCUGCGCCCCCCUUUCUCCCCCGGCUUUAAUUUAUUGGGUUGGAUUUUACUCGCACCCCCAGCGGAACCGUAACUGUUAAUUUGCUGAUCCUUGUGACUCCCGCCCUGCUCCCUGCUGGAGGGGGUGGGGCAUCCGGAGGGGGUGGGGCAGACUCCACCCUCUCCCUAUUUGGGGAUGGAUCCUGCAUUCUGGAUCCAUUUCUCCCCUCCUUCCCAUCUCAGUUCAUGGGGCAGGGACCAUGCUGGCCCUGCCUCCAGCAGGACAGGGGAUGCGGGGAUCACAGGGAGGAACUUCCUCUUUGGCACUUAACGUCCUCCAUUCUCUCUCCAUUAUCAAAUCAUUGCUGGUGCUGGAGAGCUCUGUGGGGGGGGGGCGGGCAUGGCCCAGAUCCCUGGCACACUGGAGGGCUCUGUCAGCUGGGGGGUUAUGGCCCAGGGUAUGCCCUUCCCAGCCCGUAGAAUGCAGUGAGCAUUGGCGAGUAGGGGACAGACCUUGCCUCCAGCCCCUUCUCCAUGGGUUCCCAGCUCUUACUGGAAGGGACUCCAGCCCCAGCAAUGCUGUCCCAUGGCUGAGGACCUACAGUGCCAUUUGAGAGCCUUGGGGCUCAGGAUUGG